Messenger RNA from Parasteatoda tepidariorum (common house spider), 1910 nucleotides. RefSeq names its product TD and POZ domain-containing protein 1-like. Gene Ontology annotation, molecular function: protein binding. The record is from RefSeq and is a predicted model, not a curated record. NCBI's taxonomy places the organism in Eukaryota, Metazoa, Arthropoda, Arachnida, Araneae, Theridiidae.
UGCCCCAUAGACUUGUAUGUAGAAAGGUAACUGCUCAUAUAUCAAUUGUACUUCUACAAGGAACGUGUACUCGACAUUCUUUAGAUAAAACUGCAGCUUUCAUCCUGAGUCCUAUAUAUUUCAAAAUACUUUCAGAGCAGCAGAAGAAAUCGUUACUUUAGCCUGUGCUUCUUAAUCCAUGUGGUUAGAUUUUCCAAAUUUUUCUUUCUUCAAUAAGUUUUAACCCAACUGAAAAUAAAAAGCAAAUUUAAUUUCCUAAAAUGAUACAUUAAUGAAGUUUGAUAAUCAAAUUAUUCAUAAAAAGAAAGAAAAUAAACAAAUAUUCGAACAUGUCUGCUACUGGAAAAGUUAAAAAAGCAAACGGAUUUACUUUAACCUGGCAUAUUGAAGAUUUUACUUUGUGGAUGCUUAACAAGAAACAGAGGAUUGAAAGUCCAGUGUUUCGAAACGAACAAUUGCAGGACACGGACUGGAUACUUGCGCUCUAUCUACCUGGAGACGAUGAAGAGGAUAUUAUUUUGAAUCUACACAGAUGCAAAAAAGAUGAAGUUGGCCCGUCUAGAGUAGAUGUAAACGGAAAAUUCUUCAUAGCAAAAACUGAUGGUUCGUAUGUAUUUCUGGAUAAGAUCGGUCAUUUUUUUGAAGUGUAUUCCGUAUACGCGGAACCUUUUAACGUUUCUCAAAAAACUGUCUUGGAGGCUAAUUUCCUGCAUAAAGAUAUUCUGACUGUUGGUUUCCACUUUUUCAUGAACAAUGAUUUUCCUAUUGAUUGCAUUGGACGUUCAAAACUGACUGUGAAAAAAUAUUCCGUUUCUUUGCCGCUGAAAUUUCCUGAUGGUGUUGAGGAAGAACUGACCAUCACACCAAUGUUUUAUGUAAUCCCAGAUCUUCUAAGAUUUCAAAUUUAUUUGUAUUCUCGCAAUUUUACCGAAGCUGUGUAUCCGAUUACCGUUAAAAUUCCGAUGUCCAAUUUUCCUUCUAAAGUUUUCGUACAGUGUAACUUAUCAUUUUUAUGCAACGAGGAUUUAAAAUUUGAGAAAAAAACAAAACACAUAGUUGAACCAAUUAAGGACUAUGGAAUGUCAGUUGAAGUUACCAGAGAGAAUUUUUUUAAACAUUCGAUAUUCGAUGCCAAUCGCAUAAAAUGUAAACUGAUCGUCAAUGUGGGAGGCUACAGUUCCUAUGUGGAGGAGAUAAUUUACAAUCAAAAUGUGCAAGAUUCUUCAACAAGUAGAUGUUUUGGUUUGAGCCAUCUACAAGGUAACUUAAUGCCAUUGUAUUGCGGAAAAGUUCUGUGCGAUUUCAAAAUUAUUGUUUCUAACAAAGAAUUCUCCGUCCACAAAAUUGUUCUAGCAGCUGUAUCACCAGUAUUCCGAGAAUUGUUUGAAAGUGGUAUGAUUGAAUCAAAGAGCUCACAAAUGAAGAUUGAAGAAUUUUCGGCUGAAACGGUUGAAAAAAUGCUGGAAUUUUCUUACAGUGGCAACGUCAAAGAAUUAAUGUGGGAUAUUACUUUGGAAUUAUACUCCAUUGCUGACAAAUACCAAAUCCAAAAACUAAAAACGCUUUGUACUUCUUUUUUGGAAUCUGCCUUAAGAAUUGAAACAGUACCCGAUUUAUUGAUUCUUGCAGAUUUGCAUGGAGAUAUGUUUUUGAGCAAAGUAGUCGAGAACUUCAUCUGUGGUAAUUCCAAAGCUGUAUUUGAAUCGGAGGUGUGGAAACAAUUUAUGAAGAAAAAUGUCCAAGUUGCUUGUGCAACAAUGUACCGUAUUUGCCAGUCGGUGCUACAAUAAAGCACUUUUGGCUCCUGGAAAGGAAAUCAAUUAGAAUGCACUUCAAUCAUCUUGGAACUGAAAAAAUAUUAGAUGUGUAAUAUUGACUUUAGAAAUUAUAAAAUUUUAUUUGAAGACUGU